CACCAUUUAAAUUUCAGGUAUGUAAAUUAGCUUAUUGACAUUUUCGGCUUUGUAUAAAAGCAUAAUUCAGAUCUCAUGAGUAAUUUUAAUUCAAUACCUCCUACGCCAAAAAGGAAAAGUAGUCUGUACUCUGCGACAUCAGCUACGUCGUCAAAUCGUUCUUUUGUGGGCUCGGUCUACGAUCGAACGAAAAACGCUGCUAUAGGCAGAUCAAGUAAUAUAGGAAGAAGUAUGCAGCAACAACAGAAUUCAGGAGAAGGUGGAGGUGGAGGUGGAGGAGCCAUAAGAAACCUCUUUCAAUCAAUCUAUCUCAAUCGGAGCAACAGUAAUAACAGCACUAAUACUAACAACGAACAGCAGCAGCAACAUCGUACAGAUACGAAUGAUGAUUUAUCCUCUCCUUUAACGACAUCCGAAUACUUUAAGCGGUAUGAAUUAAUGACAGAGUAUAUCAACCUGAGGAAUCCAAACCAUUGUCCUUUAGGCAUAUAUGUAUUACCGUCAGAAGAGAAUUUUUAUGAAUGGUACGGCAUCAUCUUUGUACAUAAAGGGUACUAUCGAUCAGGCGCGUUUAAAUUCAUCAUUGAUAUACCACAUGAAUACCCCAAUAAAGGACCUUCAAUCCGAUUCUUGAAUGACAUGUUUCAUCCUCUCGUGGAUACUAAUGGAGCAGUCAAUAUAUCACAGCAAUUUCCUGUGUGGCGGCCAUAUCAGGAUUACAUCUUCCACCUUCUGCAUUAUGUGAAAAGCAUGUUUAAAAAAGCGGUAUUGGAAAAAGUAAAGGAAAAACAUAGCUAUAACAAAGAGGCUUACCGAUUAUACAAGCUGGAUAAGAGUGUUUUUGCAAAAUUGUCAUAUCAAUGCGCACAGCUAUCUAUAUCAGAUACCUAUUUAUACGAUACAUAUCCGAUUCAAUUUUCACCGUUAAGCGAUGCAAAAUUCGAUGAGUUAAAAGCUUUAAUGCUACGUAGUGCUCUUAGACCUGAUGAAAUAUUACCAAAAACAGAAAACGGCAUGUAUUCGUCAGAAAAUGCAGCUCCAGAAGAAGAAGCGGAUGCAGAUGUGGGAAUAAGAGAUGCCUUAUCAAAUAACUCAUAAUAUCGGAAGACGCAAAGUCUUGUCAUUAAUUGCACAAUCAUGCAAAUAUCAUAUAUUAAUGUAUAAAUGCUCAUAUUCAUAUAGAAACACCUUUGUUACUUUGUACUUAUAUUAAUUUCCAUGCGUUUAUAAAGCCUUCUGAAGCUCAC
Messenger RNA from Mycotypha africana, 1247 nucleotides. Its product is annotated as ubiquitin-conjugating enzyme/RWD-like protein. Bases 76 to 1098 code for a protein of 340 amino acids. NCBI's taxonomy places the organism in Eukaryota, Fungi, Mucoromycota, Mucoromycetes, Mucorales, Mycotyphaceae. The record is from RefSeq and is a predicted model, not a curated record. The transcript is spliced from 4 exons.